Molecule: messenger RNA, 651 nt
Organism: Protomyces lactucae-debilis
Lineage: Eukaryota; Fungi; Ascomycota; Taphrinomycetes; Taphrinales; Protomycetaceae
Exons: 2
Source: RefSeq, a predicted model, not a curated record
CCACCCGAUGGACGCUUCACCAAGCGCGUCUCCUUCGAUACCUUCUCAAACCCUGAUGCCAGCAUCUACUCAUUGACACUCAAGAUGAAGCAUAAGGAUUACAAGUAUACGCGCCGGUCGCGUACGUUUCUCAUUGGAUUUGAUAAUAACGAGUAUUCGACAUCGGCGCUUGAAUGGUUGAUUGAUACGUUUGCGGAUGACGGGGAUGAGAUUAUCGCCUUGCGCGUGGUCGAGCCAAAAAGCAAACUAGCAGAUGAAAAGACCGUUGAGCCGUAUCGUAUGGAAGCACGCAAGAUCAUCGACCAAGUCGUCGAGAAGAAUGACGAAGACAAGGAGAUCAGCAUCAUUGUUGAGCUUGCUGUUGGGAAUGUCAAGACGCUUCUAAUGCAUAUGAUUCAUCUCUACCAUCCAGACUCCCUCAUCGUUGGUACACGCGGACGCAGCUUGAAUGGGAUUGCAGGCGUCUUGCCUGGCUCCAUGUCAAAAUGGUGUCUCCAAAACUCACCCAUCCCAGUCAUUGUUGUACGGCCAGAUCGUAAACGAAACAAGAUGAAGUCAAAACGUCAACGGGAUCCUAAUCGUCGCAGCUACCUCGAGAUUUUGGAAAAGACGAGCAGUUUCGAAGAUUUGACACAAAUCUUCAGUAAGGCG